CUUACAAUGUCAUCAAACAGAGCUACAACUGGUGUCAAUUUUUCCUUUAUGUGUACAACUGUUCAAACCUUUGUUGUUUUUAAUACAGAUGGUCGAACUUAUUGUGUGAUAAACGGAGUUCAGGAUGGUAACUUUAAGCUGGAUUCGAGUUGUUCUUCAAACAACAUGUACAGGUGUAACAUUACCACUGGAACCUACUCAUUCACCAUUCCUGGGUCAUUUGUUACAGACAGUUUACAUAAAUCUAAAUGGACAUGUCAAAGUCCAUUUGGGAUAGGAAAUCCUUCAUCUGAGUUGGAAAUGUAUGUUAGAAUACCCGUGAAAACUAUCACUAUUACACCAACUGGUAACAACGACCAAUUAAACGUUGUAGAAGGACAGACACAGACAUUUACAUGUACUACAAGUCCCUGUCGUCCUGCUGCCUGGGUACAGUGGUACAUGGGCAAUCAAAAUAUAACAACUCAAUCAGAGACAAAGUCUUCCGAACAAGAUGGCAAUACAUUUAUAUCUUCCAGUACAUUGACGUAUAUUUUGAAGACUGCUGAUCACAACUUAUCUAUAUACUGCGAAACUGUUAACUUUGAAGAAGCCGAUACGAAAGCAUCAGCAAAGAUACUUAUCUACAUACAAAGUGACUUUACAUUAACUGGCUCCAACCAUUUCAUCAUCAGUAAUCAGCCAUUUACACUGAACUGUUCUUCUCACAUUACUCCGAGGGGAGACGCAGCAUAUUUAUACAAGGACAAUAUUAGUAUUAUAAACAUACGUUACGUGCCAUCGACAUCAACAUGUUAUGGGAUACCACAGGACGGAAAACCAGCAUUCCAAUGCAAUGACACUUGCAGUUGUUCAGAAGACGCUAGAAUAUUCACGUGGACUUACAGCGCAACUGUUACCAACCAGCGAGUAACAUUUAAAUGUGGGAUGGAUUUCGGUACUAAUUUUAGUAACAUCACAUACAGGGAAUUGACUGUUGAAAGAUCAUUUGAUGUGACUACGGUCAAUACGCCAAGUGCACCAACACAGAAACCAGACCCUCCAACAAUUGUAUCCAUUGUUUGUAAGAAAACAUCAAUGACAGUGUUUUGGAGACCAGGGUUAAAUGGAGGUUAUACUCAAUCAUUUAUAGUAGUGAUACUGAAUAACCAGAUAAACCAAACCACUUCUUCACCCAUUAUAUCUGAUCAAGGUGAAGCAGAAAUAAUGAAGUUUACGUUUGAAUCCCUUAGUUCAAAAACAUUAUAUAUUGUCUCUAUGCAAGCCAUCAAUAAACUUGGAACAGUGGAAUUGGACGAAGACGUAAACUGCACGACAUUAUCAGCUCCAAAAAAUGGACAAUCAGAUAUGAUAUCGGCUGCUGGAAUUGGAGCAAGCAUCGGAUCAGCUGUAAUUAUAUUGAUAUUAACAAGUCUUGUGGUAUUUUUUUACAAGAAAAAAAUAAAUGAAAAUAAAGAACGAAAUUCAAUGUACCAAGCAACUCAAAAUUCAAGUGAAGAUGUGGUUAGCACUGAAAAACACAUAUACAAUGAGUUGCAACAUGUAGGAAAUGAUUCAUCUGUUCUGGACCAUAUAUCAAGUGAGACAAGCACCUAUUACAAUGAAUGUGGUAUAAUGACGAACAUAGAUAGCGAACAUUAUCAAAACAUCAACAGACUUAACGAAGCUAUACAAUUUGGAAAUGAGAGUCUUAUUCUGUUUGUUGUACCUUUCGUUCCUGAACAUAGUAAUUACAGAACACACGACAGAAACCGCUUUACUAGAAACUUCAUUAGGAUCGAUCAAAGGCAUAAAGGGAGUAUUUGCAGACACUGGUGACACUUUGUACGAAUUCCGUGGAAUACCAUUCGGAAAACCUCCUAUUGGAUCUCUGAGAUUUAAGAAACCAGUGCCGUCUGGAAUGUGGGAAGACAUCUUAGAUGCUACUGCAUUUCGUUCGGCAUGCCCACAAAAUAUUCCGGACUUCAUGCCUGAAUUAUCUAGACCUACAACAUCUGAAGACUGUUUAUUCUUAAAUGUUUACGUACCACAGUCAUUAGACAAAUCGAAUAACUUUUCAGUUAUGAUAUGGAUUCAUGGCGGGGGGUUUGAAGUCGGGUUUGGAAAUGAGGACGAUCUUUCACAAAUGGCAAUAGAGGGGGACGUUAUAAUGGUCAGUUUUAACUACAGACUCGGCAUUUUUGGAUUUUUAGCCAUAGAUCACCCAGCUGCACGGGGUAACUAUGCAUUAUGGGAUCAGAAAUUAGCUUUACAGUGGGUUCAUGAUAACAUAGAAAUGUUUGGCGGGAAUCCCAAUUCCGUGACCAUUUUUGGGGAAUCUGCAGGCGGCUACAGUGUUUCACUCCAAUCGCUUAUAUUUACAAAUAAAGAUUUAUUUCAUCGUGCCAUAGCUCAAAGUGGUGUUCAUAGUAAAGUCCUCAUGCGCAAACAGGAUGAAGUUAAAGAAUAUACAAAUCAACUGUCGAAAAAAUCCUCGUGUUCACUAGAAGAUGAGUACAAAUUUGUAGAUUGUCUAAGAGAAAAAACAGUUGAGGAACUUUUAGAAAUUGCAGACUUUUAUUCUUCCGUAACCAAAGACAAAUUAGAAAAGCAUAUCUUUUUUAAAUCCCAUAGUUAUCCUGUCGUUGAUGGUGAGUUGUUUACCGAAGACCCUAUCAUUAGUUUAGAGGACAAAACGUCUGCUGUUUCUCAGUUUUUUGGAUCUCUUGACUUUAUUUCUGGUACAACUUCUAAUGAAGGAUCAUUAUUAUAUAUGAUCACAUUUCCUGAAAUGCAAGAAUUUUAUAGUUUUAACGUAACGGUAGGAGUUCCACACAGAGUAGCUUGUGAGGCAAUAAUUGCACCUUAUGUUGAGACGUAUCUUAAAAGCGACGACGGUGUUAAAGAAAGAAUGUGCAAUUUUUACAAAGCGGAUGCAUCUACCAAAGAACAGAGUCUCAGAGCAACUGAACUCCUGGCGGAUGUCAUGUUCACAUAUCCCUCCAUUAAAAUGUUGGAAUUUCAUGCAGCUUUGAACAAUGGAAAAAGUUACCAGUAUUUAUUUUCUAAGACUAGUCCAGAUCCCUUUGGAGGACCUCCACCUGAAUGGUUUGAAGGAAGUGGGCAUGGGGACGAGCUUAUAUGGUUGUUCAAAGUUGGAGACCAUGAAGUUUCUGAUGAUGAGAAACAAUUCUCUAGAAAAUUCAUACAAUAUUGGACCUCUUUCGCAAAAUCAGGUAGACCAAUCGGCGGACCUGGGUCGAUGUUCUGGAUACCUUUUGAUUUGAGCGGACGGAUGUAUUUAAACUUCGAUAUCCCAACAGUUCUUCAAAGUUUCUACAAAAUGGAGACUUCUGAAUUAUGGUCAGAUAUAUACACACAAAUAGAGAUAGAUAAUAACAGAAAAGGACAUGAUGAAUUAUAGAACAUGCGCAUUUAAGUGCUAUAGGAUCAGCCAGUUAAAGGUUUCCUUCUAUUUCAAUUGCUACAGCAGUUCCUAUGGAAAAUAAAUACGUAGACAUGUGUCGUGUGCAAUAUGCAUUCACUUUUUUCUGUUGUUUUUACAUAUUCUUCGGUUUACGACUUUUUGUGUACCGUAGAUAACACUGUGAUAACCCUAUAGUCGGGGAAUAUAGGUACAAAUUCGUGCUACUUUUUACGCUUCCCUUCAAGAAAAAAGUAGGCCUGCGUUUCAUAUAAAUUUACGAUUAGAUCUGUUCUAAGGUUUUUUUGUGAAACAAAGGCCAGUCAUAUAUUCUUUCUAGAACAGAUUACGUCGAUGGCUAUAUUGGAGAUCCAGGAGCAAUGGUGUAUCUCAUUAUACAACUAUACUACGAGAUUUCUACAUUCUACAAGAUUUUGUAAUGGGUGUAACAUCAUUGAUUUUCAUACUCACACGACGAAAACUAGUCACGGAAAACUUAAGAGAAUUGAUAGAAUGCUGUAUUAGUGUAUCAUCUUUGCCCAUCCUCCUGAACAGUACAAGAACAUCAUGACAUGCUAUGUACUAAUAUUGUUCAAAUUUAGUAUUAAGAUAACUAAAAACAUGCAAAAAUGGUUGUCAACAAGAUGAUAUUAAGUAAACGCUAUAUAAUCUUUUUCUUCUUUCUUUUUUGCGAUUAUAAAAAAAAAGUUAGAUUACAAAUGCAACCCUUACACUUGCAAUGUAUGUUUGUUGACGUUUGGAAUAUUAAACGCCGCUUCAUUUCCUAAUUUCUAUUAGCCGAAUUUCAUUGUAGUGUUAUGCAUUAUAUACAUUAAAACAUUAUUAAACACAA
Mytilus californianus (California mussel) is the source of this 4256-nucleotide messenger RNA. RefSeq names its product carboxylesterase 5A-like. Gene Ontology annotation, molecular function: protein binding. Bases 1682 to 3403 code for a protein of 573 amino acids. NCBI's taxonomy places the organism in Eukaryota, Metazoa, Mollusca, Bivalvia, Mytilida, Mytilidae. The transcript has 11 exons. The record is from RefSeq and is a predicted model, not a curated record.